UUAGCUUUCCAUAGAUCUUGAUUGACACGGUGACAAAAAUGGCAUCAUCCGGAGCUCAUUUAGGUUUCUCGACCUCCAAAUUACUGCUGAUUUUCACGCUUUCUAUUGGAGUGAAAGCAGUACUCUAUGAACCGACUGGCGAUGUCUUUGUCCUGGAUGAUUCGAAUUUCGCAAAUAAUGUUUUCAACUCUGACAAAAUCUGGUUUGUCGAGUUUUUCUCGAGCUGGUGCGGGCACUGUAUCAAUUUUGCUCCUACGUGGAAGUCUUUCGCGAAGGAUUUGCUGGAUUGGAGACAUGUUGUCAACGUAGCUGCUAUAGACUGCUCAAAUAAGAAAAAUACUGAGGUAUGCAGGAAACAUGAUGUUCAUGGAUAUCCUUCAUUGAAGUGCUUUUUUCCAUUUACAAAACCGGAAAACAUGACGGGUGUCAAACUACACAGAGGUGGUAGAGAUGUGCGGGCUUUGAGGGAGUAUGUGGCCGCUCAGAUUGAGGAGGAAGCUCAGAAACCCCAUCGUCUCAAGCCCUGGCCAGAUCUACAACCAGCAGAAGCACCUUGGGUGAGUGACUUCUUCACUCAUCAUCCUAAUCAUCAGUUUCUGGUGAUCAUCUUUCAAGGUACUGACAACUUCAUGGGAAAAGAGAUCAUCUUGGAUGUUUCAAACAUUGAGAAGGUAGAGGCAAGAUGGAUGAGGAAAGCAGAUAACCCUCUUAUCGAGAAAUGGGGUGUGGACUCGUUCCCCUCGGCAUACAUCCUAGACCGCUCAGGAGCCCCUACCAAGAUUGUAGGAACCGACAGGGGCAGCUUCAGUGCAGCCAUUAAGCAACACAUCAAAGACAAUGCAAACAAACAACCCCCAGUCGAACAAAUCCUUGAUGAUACCAACCAUUACCAUGGUGAUGAGAUGCUGAAAAAGGAGCAUCUAUUGGGACCAGGAGGAGUGGUUGGGAAGGUCAUCAAGAGCGAGGGAGACAACAUCGAGAGUGACUUUGAUGGGAGGGACGUGGACGAGGAUGGGAAUUUGGAGAUUAAGGAGAAAGAGAAGGAGGAGGAAGAGAAGAAGAACGAGAUGGGGCUCAGUCUGCUCUUGAGGCCAGGCGACAAGGGAUUCGUGGAGAUGAAUAAAGGAGGAAGAGGAGAGAAUGAUGGAGGGAACGCAGGAGAGGAGGAAGAAGGACAAGGCGGAGGAGCGGAAGCAGGGAGAGAGAAGGAAGCGGAAGGGGUGGGGAUACUACGGGAGGAGGUGGGAGGUGCCGGAGUCGGGCUCGAUGAUGUAGGAGUAGAUGAAGGACUGGUAGGGGAUGAAGGAGAGGCUGGUGAAGAAGGAGGAGAAGGAGGAGGAAAGCAGAAGAUGAUGUGGAACAAAGUGCUAGAGAAGAACAAAGAGAAAGCAUUGCAGAAGAAGACCAACGUCAGGAUGAGCGAUCAGAGGCCUAGUGAGUGGCCUAAAGUCUACAUGCUGGAUCUCGAGUCAGCCAUCCAGUACUCACUCCGUCAGGAGGUGUCUCUGCGCAGUCACAUAGAAGGGGAGGAACUCCAGGCUCUAACCAACUACGUGGGUGUCCUCAGCAAGUAUUUUCCAGGGAGACCUGAGGUGAUGUCCUUUUUGUCCACCAUCCAUCAAUGGUUGCUUGAGAAGGAGGGCACCAGCAUACCCAUACAAGAAUGGUUGACCCUCGUUGACCCAACCAAGGAACCAGGGAUUGGACUCCCUGAUCGAGUGGAAUGGAUUGGAUGUCGUGGCAGCGAGCCUCAGUUCCGUGGUUACCCCUGUGGCCUCUGGACGCUGUUCCACACUCUGACUGUCUCUCAGGCUUCACUAAUCAGGAGAUAUGAUAAUGUCAGCUACAUGGAGGUUCUGCAUGCCAUGAGGGGCUACAUCCUCGCUUUCUUCAGCUGCCAGAACUGCCGAGAGAACUUCCGUCACGAGGUCGCUGACCUGGACGACUCCAUCACCUCCCUCGACAGCGCCAUCAUGUGGCUUUGGCAGACCCACAAUCACGUCAACAAGCGUCUCCAUGGCGACCCCUCGGAGGACCCCACCCACCCAAAGCAGCCUUUCCCCUCCCGGACUAUAUGCGCUUCCUGUUACGCGAGCACCAACGUAGAGUUGUGGGAAGAGAGGAGGGUUCUUCGAUUCUUGAAGGACUACUAUGGGUUACGGAAUUUCGCGUUCAAGGGAAUCCACGCCUCUAACAGCGGAGCCGCGGACGACACGGACAUGGGGACCCGCGCCACCCUGAACCCUGAGGGCGUUAAGCAGGAUGUUUUGAAUCACUUGCGGCAGAGGGAGAUGAGUAUUCGGUUAGCGGUUGGGACGAGGAGAGCGGGGUACUUUGGUCUCGGGAUCAACGGGGUGGACCUCAGCAUGUGCAUGGUGCUGAAUGUCAGCUGCGUGAUGCUCAUAGUCUGCGUUUACUUCGUCCUGGUAUGGAGGAGGAGAAGGAGAAAGAGGCUCCUGCCUCGAUGAUGAACCUUCUCUCAUUUUCUUUCGCACUCUUGGAGAGUGCCGAAACCAGAGACAUGAUUAAGACAUUUUUGCUAUUUAUUUACACUUGAGGGGAAUGAUAACCUGUGGUGAAGUGAGACCAAAGUCGGAUGAAAACCGAGGGUUAUGUUACUCGUGUUCGACAGGUUAAAGUAUCGUGGUGCAAUUUGAAAUAUCCUUUGUAAGGUCAGUUUGUUACUUUGUGGUCAAUAUCUUCUCUUUGUAAGUAUGUGGUAAUUCCAUGGUAAUGAAAUGAUGCAAAAACACUGUUUCUCAGCCUUUAAUUUGCUUCUCAGAAAUGUAAGAUUCCUAUUCCCCAAGUUUAAAACAUAGAUAUCUGUGGUUGGCCUAUCAAUUUGAUGGCUACAUUUUUUUCUUCCCCUGACAGAAACAUUAAUUUGUUUCCGUCAUGAAGUUGAUGUCCAGGUUAGGUAUUUUUUAUGACAAAUUUACCAAUGGGAUAAAGCAUUUUUGGUCCAUUUACACUCUUUAAAGUUCAUUUAUGACAAUUGUCACAAAAAAGGGAUGUCCCAGAAGGGGUUAAACAAUUAUCCACAAAAAAAUAAUGUCUCCAUAGCUUCCAUAUCUUAUAAGUUAUAAUGAUUGUUAUCUGUGGUAAUAGAUUGCCAUUAAGAAGUCUUGAUGAUAAUCGUGAUAGCAACAAAUAAUUGGUUGUUACAUUUUGUUGUUGAUUUUUUUCCUGAAAAUUAUACAGGGUUGCAGAUUUUCGCCCAAAGUGGGAUUCUGCAAUGUGCCCCGCUUGGUUUCAAGAAACUGCAAUAACAAUCAUGAAUAUAAAUUUAUAACAAUAAUAAUAACGGAUAAAAGACAGAAGAAAAUAAGUACAUACAUGUAUACAGAUUCGUUGGUAUCCUCCUAAUAAAUGUGGACCUUUUCAAGAUAAUACUGACUUGCAUAUUUGUAAUAUCAUAUACAUGUGUAGAUGGUAAUCUGUUUUUAAAUCGGGAGAAAUAUAAAUAUUAAUUUGUAAACAUGUUUAUUUUUGAAAAUAGCCUCAUAUAGUUUACGGAAUCUCAUAAACAAAGCAGAAAGUUGAUCUUGGCUCACAUAGAUUCACACUUGAGAUACCAACAUUUGAGAUUGAAUUUCUUGUUAAAUAAUAGAAAAUAAUUUAAAUGACUAUAUUGUACAUGCAUUGUGAUAAAAUCUUUCUUUGAUAAGUAUUCAACUUAUGGCUAUUUAUUCUUAAUCAACUUUGUCGGUGCAGUAAUCUUAUAUCUCAAUCAAACAAUUUAAAUGUUGAGAAAUAGUGUUUUUUUUCUCUCUAAUCUUGGAAAUGCCUAACUUGUACAGUUUAGAUAGUUAAAUGAUAAACCUAACAGUUAUAUUUGAAUCUACUUACAUUAGGUUACAAGAUCUGAAAUGCUUGUGAAUAUGAUUCAGACUUUUAUUUUCUUAUUUUAAACUCAUUGUUCACUCAUUUUCUUGUAUAUGUAAUGAUUUCUUUCCCUUGCCUGUAUUUUAUUUUUGUUUAUUUCGAUGUGAUAUUUAUUCCACACACUUUGGAUUGAAAUGUCAUUCAAUGUAGUUUUAUCAUUGAAAAUGUUCUUAGAUGGCGUUUUAGUCAUUAUCGGAUUCUUAUGGUUGUUGUUUAGAUGUUGUUGAAAAAUAUGUGCGAGAAUGACUGCUAUGUGGUAAAUAUGGAUAAUAUGUUCCCAAAGACUUUAUAGAUAUCAACUCGA
This is a messenger RNA of Strongylocentrotus purpuratus (purple sea urchin), 4189 nucleotides long. Its product is annotated as sulfhydryl oxidase 2-like. The transcript is spliced from 11 exons. Bases 39 to 2468 code for a protein of 809 amino acids. The record is from RefSeq and is a predicted model, not a curated record. Lineage: Eukaryota; Metazoa; Echinodermata; Echinoidea; Camarodonta; Strongylocentrotidae. Gene Ontology annotation, cellular component: Golgi membrane. Gene Ontology annotation, biological process: protein folding. Gene Ontology annotation, molecular function: protein disulfide isomerase activity; flavin-dependent sulfhydryl oxidase activity.